This is a messenger RNA of Funneliformis geosporum, 1374 nucleotides long. Lineage: Eukaryota; Fungi; Glomeromycota; Glomeromycetes; Glomerales; Glomeraceae. The record is from the annotation of a GenBank genome assembly.
AUGUCGCAACCUGGCAUUUUCACCAAAACAAAUCUGGUUUACUUACCGCUGUCAGCAACGACCGCUCACACAUUAUACUUCAUAAUUAAUUCACCAUUAUCUACUUGGCAAGAAUUUCCUCCAAAGUUACCUACCUCUGUAUAUAUUUCUAUAUUUUUAACUCCAUUUUUACUGUUUUUAUCACUUUCAUUUGAACCAAUUCAAACAAGGAUGCGAUUUUAUACGUUAUUAACACUCGCUCUUAUAUAUAUUUCAAUUCCAAUAAGUUUUCGCGGAAAAUACCCACCUUUUCCUCAUAACAUUUUUGUAUUUUAUGGAUCAAUAUUCGGACUAAAAAUGUUAAUGUUCGUACAAUCUAAUCGAGCAUACUUGAAUCAAAAAGAUUCAAAACAAAAGAAAGAAUUUAAAUCAUUCCUCUGGACAUUAUUUAAUUUACGCUUAAACUCUUACAUAAUUCCUCCAAAUAACGAAAAUUCUAAUGAAAAAGAAAAUUCCUUGAUUAUUACAUCACCCACGACUUCACUAAUCAACCAAAAAAUAAUUAAUCGCAUCAUAAUUACCUUUGCAAAAUUACUUAUUCUUGAACUUGUAAUGUUCAAUGCAAUUACAAAUACAAUGAUGAUUCCAGAGAAAUCAUACCAACUUCGUUUAAUUGAAUUUUUUACGAAAGGAAUCCCUGCCGUUACAAUUCCUUUAAUGUUACAAUAUUUAAAUUUCCUUAUAUAUAUAUACCUAGCGUUGUCAGUAUAUGCUUACGAUUUAUACAUUAUUAUUAGUGCAGUCUUCUACCGUUUUUUCCUUCAUUCCUCAUCGAAAGAAAUUAAUGAUAGACCUAUUUUAAUCAAAUCUGGCCUUCUCAUUUCUUCCGAAUAUUUCUCCCUAAAGGAAUGGAUGAUCACAACCAUUUUCAAUACAAAACAUAUGUUUGAUGUACCAUGGAUUGCAUCAAGCCCUCGUGACUUUUGGUCUGUUCGUUGGCAUUUAUUGGCUAAUGAAAUUUUCAAAGAACUAGGUUUUUUACCUGUUAAGAAUGUAUUCACUCCAAUUGUCUCUAAGAAAAUCGCAAAUAUGAUGGGCGUGUUAGGUGCAUUCGUUGUUAGUUCUUUAUUGCAUGAAUACCUUAUAAUUGGACAAUUUGAUCUUCAGAAAGGUGAACACGCCUUUUUCUUUAUGAUCCACGGUGUAAUAUUCAUCUUGUGGGAGGUUGUUUUUGGUCGUGAAAAUAAAAAUGAGAAAAAUAAAAUUAAAAGGUUCUUAAAGUGGCUCUUAUUGCUGAUUAUUAAUUUGUCAGUUUUACCAGCAUUAAUUGAACCUUUAAGACGACGACCUGAUCUACUUCCAUUGCCGUCAUUUUGGUUCAAUUUUUUUAAUUAA